Molecule: messenger RNA, 5783 nt
Organism: Manis javanica (Malayan pangolin)
Lineage: Eukaryota; Metazoa; Chordata; Mammalia; Pholidota; Manidae
Gene: SOX7
Product: SRY-box transcription factor 7
Biological process (GO): positive regulation of transcription by RNA polymerase II; cell differentiation
Cellular component (GO): nucleus
Molecular function (GO): DNA-binding transcription activator activity, RNA polymerase II-specific; RNA polymerase II cis-regulatory region sequence-specific DNA binding
Source: RefSeq, a predicted model, not a curated record
UUCCGGCAGGACGGCGCGGGCCGCGCGGCCCGGACGGCGGGAGGGGGCCCGCGGCGACGGAGGGAGGGGCCGCGCCGCCUGCCCGAGUCAUUGGAGGACGCGCAGCCCGAAGCUGAUAAAUAAGGGGCCGAGCCGCGGCCGACGGCCAAGUUGGGCGCCCCGACCCGAGCGAGGGCCAGGUCAGCGCCGGCCCGGCGAGGCGAAGCGAGGCGACCCCCGUGCGGCCAUGGCCUCGCUGCUGGGCUCUUACCCGUGGCCCGAGGGGCUCGAGGGCCCGGCCCUGGACGCCGAGCUGUCGGAUGGGCUGUCCCCGCCGGCCGCCCCCCGCCCGCCGGGGGACAAGGGCUCGGAGAGCCGUAUCCGGCGGCCCAUGAACGCCUUCAUGGUGUGGGCCAAGGACGAGAGGAAACGUCUGGCGGUGCAGAACCCGGACCUGCACAACGCCGAGCUCAGCAAGAUGCUGGGGAAGUCGUGGAAGGCGCUGACGCUGUCGCAGAAGAGGCCGUACGUGGACGAGGCGGAGCGGCUGCGCCUGCAGCACAUGCAGGACUAUCCCAACUACAAGUACCGCCCUCGCAGGAAGAAGCAGGCCAAGCGCCUCUGCAAGCGCGUGGACCCCGGCUUCCUGCUGAGCUCCCUGUCCCGGGACCAGAACGCCCUGCCCGAGAAGCGCGGCGGCCGCGGGGCGCUGGGCGAGAAGGAGGACGGGGGUGAGUACUCGCCGGGCUCCGCGCUGCCCAGCCUGCGUGGCUGCUACCACGAGGGGCCGGCUGGCGGCUGCGGCACCCCUGGCAGCGUGGACGCCUACCCGUAUGGGCUGCCCACGCCCCCGGAAAUGUCGCCCCUGGACGUGCUGGAGCCGGAGCAGACCUUCUUCUCCUCCCCGUGCCAGGAGGAGCACGCGCACCCUCGCCGCCUCGCCCACCUGCCCGCGCCCGCGUACUCACCGGAGUACGCCCCCAGCCCGCUGCACUGCGGCCACCCCCUGGGCGCCUUGGCGCUCGGCCCGUCCGCGAGCGUCUCUAUGGUGUCCACGGUACCCGGCUGCCCCCCGUCGCCUGCCUAUUACUCCCCUGCCACCUACCGCCCCCUCCACUCCAACCUCCAUGCCCACCUGGGCCAGCUCUCCCCGCCUCCCGAGCACCCUGGCUUUGACGCACUGGAUCAGCUGAGCCAGGUGGAACUCCUGGGGGACAUGGAUCGAAAUGAGUUCGACCAGUAUUUGAACACUCCUGGUCACCCAGACCCUGUUGCAGGGACCGUGGCCCUCAGUGGGCAUGCCUCGGUCUCCCAGGUGACACCGACGGGCCCCACGGAGACCAGCCUCAUCUCCGUGCUGGCUGAUGCCACGGCCACAUAUUACAACAGCUACAGCGUGUCAUAGAGCCGGGGCCGCCGCCCUCCCCGCCCUGCGCCCCAACAGAGCGGCCGCGACCUGGCAGAGCUGUGGCUCCCACCGCCCCGGGCUGGCAGGCCUGGACUGCCGCUGGCGCCGGGACUCUGCGAUCUGCCCGGGCCCCUCCCCUCAAGGGGGCUGUGCUGAUCCCAGCACCCCCUCCACUCCCUCCAGCCUGCAUUUUGAGUAUUUUCCUUCAAAUGAGUUUUCAUUGGCUGCACCUGGGAAUAAGGCGAGGUAGGUGCUGAAAGGUGCUGUUUCCCGAUGGCUUUUUCACUGACCACUCUCCUCCCUGUCCCCAUCACGGAGACAAAUGCGUAAAAAGCCCAGCCGUAUUCUCACCUCUUUUGCUAAUGACACAGCCGCAGGGGUAGAGCCCUGCUGAUGUUUGGGUCCAUCAGGGGGGGCGAGCCUCCGGCUGGGAUCCCAGGCCUGCUCCACUUCAGAGGGCUGGUGAACCCCCACUGGCGUCUCUUCUCCCCAGAGGCCCUCACCCCCACCUGUAAAGUCAAGGACAGACUUGACAUAAAAGUUUCCCUCUCUGCUCCAGGGUCUUCUGAUGUAGGAUUCUUUCAAAGCUAACUAAAAGGAAAAUGAAGUUCGAUUCAUUAGUAGGCUCAUUAACAGGCUGCCAGGUGAUAAUUCUACGCGCACAGCCCAAAAGCAUGGGGCCUUCUGCACGGCACUGCCUACCCAGACGGUCCUAGUCUUCCAAAGGGACUCUUUCCCAAUUUGAGAAAAAGCAGUCAUUGUGAUCUGGGAAAUUAACCACUAGGGUUGACUGCAUCACUGAAAAUGAGAUUGAAUUCAAGUCUGUUUUUUAUUUUUAUUUUUUACGUAAGUUCUUUUCUUUUUAUUAAACAUGUAUUUCAAGAGAUAUACACAGCCUGAAUGUAUACAGUCAGUGUGUGUGACACACACAACACACACACCUUCAUGAACACAGCCUAAGGCAGACACUCUUGUUGAUGUUGGCGUCUUUUGGUCAAUUCCCUGUUCCUAAUGCCACAAAGAGCAGGGAACCGAAAAAGAAUUUCAACAAAGCAGCACCACUUACCUUCUAUCUGGAUGUGCUGAUUUCUUGAGCAAGAUUUCAGCACACGCAGAUAUAGAAGGAACCUCCUCCCUGCGGUCUCUGUCUCCCUCUCCUGAGAUCUCUUUCCCUCUCCUCCCUGGCUCUGCUUCCACCUGAGUUGCCACUAAUUCAAAGGUGCCCUGACCUCAAACUCUGAAGCAUGAUUCCUAUGGCUGAGAUGGGAAUUGGUUCUUCUCGCCAGCCAGCUGGUUCUUGGUAACAUCUUCAGCCAACACUUCAAAACAACUUCCCCAUUUAUUCUAUUACGUUCCAGAGAACAGAAACACCUGGGAUUCAGAAAGUUUCUGAGCCCUGACCCUACCUGGAAAACAUCCCCAUCUCUUUGAAGGAACCUACCCAGCAGUGAGCUAAAAGGCAGUUGUUUGUCUUUUGAUCUCAGUAUAUUAUUGCCUGUAUAAGUGUUUUAUAUAUUCUCCUAUUAUUUUCACCUUAUAUUUUGUAUUGUUGAAAGAUUUUUUUUCCUUCUGAGGAGUUCUAUUGUAAAUCACUCAUAAAAUAUAAUUAAUCGUUAUGCUAUUACUGUAUACGACACUUGGUAAUAAAUAGUAAAUCAUUGCCAAUAUGAUUGACUGGUGCAGUCCAGAACGGGCUUUCAUGAUCUUGUAAAAUAUCACAGACAUUAAGCUAAACUGUUCCAUUUCUUUUUUUUAAUAACUACACAGGCUUUGGAACAGUUAUAGAUAUUGGUUUGUCUAAAAUAUUUAAUUUAAAUAAUUGUUUUUGUACUGUGAUCAUUCUAUCACUUAACAUAUGGUUUUGCAAAAAGAAAACGUUUCCAAGUGAGGCAUAGAAAACAUGCCCAGUGAUGCUUAUAUUAGUCAAAGUGUUAUCUACACCAACUUUUUAAUUUUAUAAAGUUAUCUUGUAGGGGUGGUUUAUUUUAUGAGUUACGAUAACGAGAUAAAGCCUAAUAUUACAUUUUGAAAAUGGUGUUAUCAUUAAUAUUGAAAGAAAAAGCCAGCCCAUAGUCUGCCUACAGAACAAUUUUCUCUCUGGAAUGACUUCACUCUUAUCAGUGGAAUGUGGUGAUUGUCAGCCUGUCUCAAGAAAGGAAGGAGGUUCUGCCUAAUUUUUCUCUUAUUUAAGGCUAUCACAUUUUUUCUAUUCUUGAAGUAAUCUUGAAAAGCACCCAGAUUUCCCACUUGACUACGCAUUUAUGAAUGUGGUAUAACAAGAUAUUGUGGGCUCGCAAAACCCAGUGGAAUGUUAUGGAGACGGCAGGGGAGCUCACGGAUCAGUGAUUAAAGGAGGAUUUUGUGAGGUUCAGGAUUAAAUUCCCAACCAAAACUGCCUGGAAAAAACUGAUGAUUACUAAGCCCCUUGCAGGUCACCCCUGUCUGGCUUCUCUCUGGCAGGAAGCAGUUGUAACUUGUUCAAGUCAAGGGCAGCCUUGUGUUCUUCCAGGCCCUCUGGGCCAAGGAGUAGGUCUUGGGAAGGCCCAGAUGGGUUUAUGUUCAUCCAAUUUUGAUCAUAAUCUGUAGUCAUUACUUUAAUGGCACUUUAUAGAUGUAGUAAGAUUUACAGCAAGUUUUAUGGGCUAUUUCUCAUCCACAGCCCCAGGGGGUCUGUCACCCAGUCACCCCAUUGCGCAGCCGGCACACUGAGGCCCAGGGUGGGAGGCGGUGCCGCGCCAUUCACCCCUCUCAGCCAGUGGAGGCCAGGGGUCCAGCUCUUCAUCAGGUACAUUUGUUGGCAGCAUCAGCCAAACAGUCCCACAGCUCAAGGCUUUGUGCCUUUUUUAGCACUUCACCACGAAUGAAUUACAGGUUCAUACUGUUCACAGCCUGGGGGAAAACAGAACGAACCUGGAGGAAAUUACCGGGCACAGUUAGAUAAGAUCCGAAUCCCUGGUGGCCCGCCCCCCCACCCCACCCCCUGCGGCUGGCUGCAGGGUCCUCAGCUGGCUGGAGGACUUGACCGGCAGUGUCUGCCCAGGACAGGGGCCCUCCCACUGCCAAAUGGGCACAUUUCAUUCCAGGACACGCUGUGGAUUAGGGGCGUUGUCCCUGCCUCGGGAAAGGCAGGAAGCAGGCUACCGUGCUGCUCUUUCACUUUUGCUCAGCUAUGAAACAGUCAUGCGUAGAAGCCAGGGCUAUUUUAGAGUUCUUGGUGAUGGUUCUGGGUACUCAGUUGCCCCUGGUGACAGAGUCUUUUUUGCUUUGGCUUAUGAGAAUUGAUGGGUAUGCAGUUCCUCGUUGUUGUUCUAAAAUGUAGACGUUACCAUUUCACUGUUUUCCUUAAGGUCCUUCUGCACCUCCUUGUGGCCCACGCAUACAGGGUGGGCACAGACGUGGGUUCAUAUGAAGCCAGGGGGUUCAUGUGCCCAUGCCCCUCACCUGUAAAGGAUCCUGGGGGGGACCCUGAUAAUGUAUUCACAUGGCCAGCUCCAGCCCCCCAGUUGUGCAGGAUGCAGGACCCACAGCACCUGGCCUGUCCCCAUGUGAGUGGCCCUAGGGACGACCUUUCCAGAAGCCUCCCCCUCACCUCCUGCACCCCACCAUGGUGUACCUACUACACAGAAAACCUACUGUGCUCGGAAAAUGCUUUCCUUCCCCAUAAUCCUGUAUUUUUCCCAAUACUCUUCCCCAACUGGAGAGACCCUCACUCCUAUCACCUGUCUGAUGACAUCCCGCUCAUUGUCCAGAUCCAGCUCAGGUGCCCAGUCCUGUCCAGCAGAGGGGGUCGCUCCUCCCUGAGUUCCCACGGGGCUGGAGCAGAUCCCGGUGACGGCACUUGGCCAUCGCCUGGUGCUGGAAUUAUCAACUAGGAGCAUCCUCCCCAGCAGGAGAGACAGAGUAGCUGCUCAAAAAUAAAUGAAUAAACACAGGAAAUGUCCUGUAGGUGUUCCAGGUAAUUUUGGUGGUAAAAACUUGAGACCUCUCGGUCCCUUAUUUUCACACCCAUCUCUCUGGAAACCAAGACCCUGGCGCCUUAUGCAUAUAGCUCUCAGGGCUCGGAGGCUUUCUGUGAUGCAGCUGUGGCUGUCCACCCUCACCUGCUUGCAGCCUGGAGUACACAGGUCGGGAGAGAGACACAGAAUCCCAGAGGGGGAUCUCCUCUCCCAUCCCAUCUUAGAGUCGCAGAUGAGAGCUAAAGACAGUUGAUCUGUAACCUUUAUACUUGCCUACCUUUCCUUUUGAAAAGGCUGUGUUCUUUAGUUCACCCAGUGAAAGGGAUUUGGAAGGAAGGCAGGAAAGUAGGAAGAAAGGAAGGUAAGAAGAAAAGAAGGAAGGGAGAAAAGAAACCUAUAUUUAUCUACCUAUCAUCUAUCUCUAUCUAUCUAUCUAUCUA